Fonsecaea erecta is the source of this 1137-nucleotide messenger RNA. RefSeq lists its product as hypothetical. The record is from RefSeq and is a predicted model, not a curated record. NCBI's taxonomy places the organism in Eukaryota, Fungi, Ascomycota, Eurotiomycetes, Chaetothyriales, Herpotrichiellaceae. Bases 1 to 1137 code for a protein of 378 amino acids. The transcript has a single exon.
AUGGAGCAUUCAUUACGAGAGCAGACGCAGACCGACAAGCAUGACACUCCUCCUCCGCGGCUGACUCCUACACUACCUCCUCUGGAAGAGGCCAUGCUUCGAGAUGGCGAGUCCUGGGUCCACGCCUUCUCAAACCUGAGAUACGGCGUCGUCCCGACAAAGAAACCUGAGGAGGUCAUGGCCUAUCAGGGGCUUGCUGACCACACGCUCGAAUCUGAUCCCGAGAUGGCAAGAGGCUAUCAGCUUUGUUUGCAGGAACAGAAAGCGCAGUAUGUCCGGCAGAAGUUGGAGGAAAAGAAGGCUGAAAUCUUGAGGCGAAAAAGAGAGGCAGAACAAGAAGUCGCCCGGCAACAAGCGAUACAAAGAGCCAUUCGCGAGCAGCAGCAAUUCGACUUCUACAGCAGGCAAUAUCCCCGAUACGGGCACUUCGUGCGUCGGCCGGGUCUCUUCGCUCACGAAAAUACUGCGGUCGCGGUUGGAGGAGAGGAGUUCGGGGACACAGACUCUGAGCAGGCGUUGCACUUGGAUGACAGCAUAAUGAGCUCGCCAACUUACCGCUUUGUGGCCCUGGACGACACAUUUCAACAGUUCGGUGCUGCUUCCCCAGAUGUUGCCAUGACUGUCGACAGCGUCGCAGAAGCCGAAGAGUAUCUGCCUGAUGGAUGUGCGACAGCCAGUACCCGAAGUCGCAGAAAGUUUCCCAACGCGUCUCAGCCGUUACGAUAUAUGGCAAACCGGGCAAAUCCACGUUCCACAGAGCUAGCACAAACGCCGCCUCCCAGAUUCACUCCCGCCGCAUCACUUGGUGAAGGCGAACUGCCUCGAAACACGGUCCAUGACAUGCCAGGCAGAAAUCGGGUCGAACCAUACCGCAUCGUCCCCGACGAACCGACGCCCCCCUACCAGCCAGAAGACGAAAUGUUGCAAGAUGUCUCCAGCCCAGUGGCGCCGCCGGCAAAGUCACCAACAUUGUCCGAUCUGAUCGGAAGCGAGACUGCUUCUGAAGAUAACGGCAACGGUGCUGACGACGACUCGGACUUUGAUCCAAGAAGUCGAUCUCCGCGGCCUCCGCAACACCGUGACGUGCAGGGAUUUGGAAGGAGAAGUCGAAGGACGAGGCGGAGGUUGAGGCGUUAG